GCAGUCAGUGAGAACAUCCAGUCAAUCUCUCUCUCAGGCUGAGGCAGAACAGCGGAGCCUCAGUGUGAAGGCUCUCGGUAUCUCACUUCAUCAUGACUAGAUCGGCACUCAUCACCCUGGCAGCCCUUGUCGGUUCCUGCGCUCAGUUUACAGAUGCUGUCAACAUUGAUGUAAGGAAACAUAAACUAUCAUCAGAGAAGAUAGAAAGCUACAUGUCCAUACUCUGCUCGCCAUCACCUGCCCCCUUAUCCCCGUCCUCCUCAGUUCAUACUCUCAGACCCGAUGACAUCUCAGCGGUUUACAUCUUGGGAUCUCCUCUCUCACACAGGGAUGAAGCCUUCAGAGUCGUCAGUAGAGUUGCUGAGCUGGUGUCCAUGUUUAACCCUGAAGUCAUCACCCAACAUGUGGAUCCGACCUCCGUGCAGCCCAGAAGCUUGUUGAAGGAAGCGGAGGAACUGUCCGUCUCUCUCUCAAAUCAGGAGAAAGACUGGAAGCUUGUGCUGCUGUUUGUUCCGGCAGAUUCCCUGUGUGCCUGUUCAUCACACGUUGCUGCGGAUGUCGAUGCUGUAGUCCAAGAAGUGAAAGCGGCUCUGCAGUUGCUACAGAAAAAGCUGCAUCACACUUUGGUUCACGUCGUGGUCUGGAGCUCAAAUCAUCAGCAGGAAAACAGAUGUCAGUGUAUGAGGGAUGAAAGCAUAAACUGGCGAUUACGUAAAGCGACUCUUCUGAAAAUGCUGCAGGAAUCUCUAAGUGAUGUCUGGGAAAAUCCAAAGUGGCAGGUUGAAAAAAGGGCAGACUUCACUGCUGUGCUGCAGUCGCAGCCGGUUAUCCUUCAACCCAUAUCAGAUUCUGAGGACACAGCGUCCGACCUCAACCAACUAGCUGUUCAGCUGUGGACAAACAUCCUUCAGCCAUCGACAGGUGAGGCAGAGGUCAAGGACCCGGGUGUCAUAACCUUUCUCUGCCCCACCCAGGAACGACCGUACCUGCGUACAAAUAAAAAUUCCCCCACUGAAAGUGAAGGCGUCUACAGCGAGGCCUCUGCACUAGCUAAUCCUGUUUUGGGUACUGAGAUACCUUGCACAGACCGCAGUCCAUCUCCUGCAAUCCCCAAUUCAGUUCAUGAACUCCGACCUGGAGAUGUCAAGGUCGUGGGAGCGGUCGGCGACUCUCUGACAGCGGCCAAUGGUGUGGGCGCCAAGACCAACAACCUUCUGUUAGUUAUUAAUGAGUACAGAGGACUGUCAUGGAGCAUUGGUGGUGAUAAAAACAUUACCACCGUCACCACUCUGCCAAACCUCUUGAGGGAGUUCAACCCCUCCCUGACCGGCUUCUCAGAGGGGGUGGGUAGCGAAGACUCUCCUAAAGCCUUCCUCAAUCGGGCUGUGGCAGGAGCCAAGAGUGGUGACAUGGUGCAACAGGUGCUUGUACUAGUGGAGAAAAUGAAAAAUGACCCUCGUAUUGACUUUCACAAAGAUUGGAAAGUGAUCACCAUGUUUAUUGGUGGCAAUGACCUAUGUGACUUCUGCACAGACAGCGUUGUGUUCUCACCCAGGAAUGUGGUGGGUAAUAUCCGUCAAGCUCUGGACAUACUGCAUAGUGAAGUGCCUCGUGCCAUUGUGAAUCUGAUAGAGCUGUUAGACAUUGUACCGCUGCGUGAUCUGCACAACGAUAAAACGUUGGGCUGUCCAACCUGGUUUGUAAAUUUAAUUUGCCCCUGUGUACUUAAGCCUAAAGAGGGAUCCUCCGAACUUCAGAAGGUCAAAGACUUCAACAAAGCCUAUCAGCGCGGUAUGGAAGAGCUGAUAGACUCUGGGCGGUACGACACUCAUGCCAACUUUACUGUGGUGCUGCAGCCUUUCCUCAGGAAGGUUUUCCUUCCCAAGUUAGAGAAUGGCCGGCCGGAUCGCUCCUACUUUUCACCUGACUGUUUUCAUCUGAGCCAGAAAGCUCACACUCUGAUGGCUCAGGCUCUCUGGAACAACAUGUUGGAGCCAGUGGGAAACAAGACUGUUACACAAGACUUCUUAUCUGGCAUCGCUCUGAAGUGUCCCUCUAAGACCAACCCAUUUUUUAGAACGGCUAUCAACAGCAACUACACCUUUCCAGGGCCUCCGCCCUCUCCUCCUCCUGCUACAAAUUGGGGCAGUGACUUUUCCUGCGUUAACACAGCUCCAUCCACCUCAGUGCCCACUUCAGCUCACAGGUUACGACCGGCAGACAUCAAAGUGGUGGCUGCUGUGGGAGACUCUUUAACGGCUGGCUUUGGUGCAAAGGCAAACAAUCUCCUGCAGCUAAGAACUGAGGACAAGGGGGUGUCAUGGAGCAUUGGAGGAGACAAAACUCUUGAGACUGUCACAACAUUACCUAAUAUCCUUAAGAAGUUCAACCCUAACAUCAAAGGGUUUUCAACGGGACAAGGGCAAAAGCAGACUGGCUUCAACAUGGCUGUAUCAGGAGCUAAAAUAGCAGGAAUCCCAGGGCAGGUUCGACGGCUGAUCGACACCAUGAAGAACGACUCUACUUUGGAUUUUGAGAAGGACUGGAAGCUGGUGACCCUCUUUAUAGGAGGCAAUGACCUGUGUCAGUACUGCAAUGAUCGGGUCUCUAUGUCACCUCAGAACUACAGCCGUCAUUUGAUGACGAGCUUGGAUAUGCUUUAUGAGGAGGUUCCCAAGACAAUUGUCAACAUCUUAGAGAUCCUGGAAAUUGAAGGCCUUCGCAGGCUCAAAAAGGACAGCCUGGGGUGCAACGUGUUACAAAAGUUUGUCUGCCCAUGCUUCUUGCUACCAGGAGAGGAUUCCCCCGAGCUGGCUGAAAUGAAACGGAUCAAUCGAGAACUGCAGCUUGAGACGGAGGAACUGGUGUACGGAGGCCGCUAUGCUGGGAGAGAGGACUUUGCCGCGGUCGUGCAGCCCUUUUUUAGGAACUCCAUGCUUCCUCUGAACGCUGAUGGCAGACCCGACACCACCUACUUCUCUGUGGACUGUUUCCACUUCAGUGAACGAGGACACGCUGAAAUGGCUUCAGCUCUCUGGAAUAACAUGUUGGAACCAGUGGGUAAAAAACAGACGUACAACAACUUCACAAACACCAGAAAUAACAUCAAGUGUCCCACUGAGGAGCAUCCUUACAUCUUCACAAAAGUUAACAGCGUGGCCCGUUGCAACGAAAAUGUGCCAGUGUGGCUCGCUGCCGUACUGGCCGUAACAGGUCUUCUGAUUGGCUGCGUUGUCACCUGGCUCUUCCUCUCCUGCAGCGCCAAGAGACGCAAGCAGACGACGCCGCUUGCAGAGGAGAUGAAGGGCACCGCUUUUUAAUAAGGUGCCAUUUUUGCAGUGGACUAACAAAGACGAUAACUUACAAAACAAUAUUCAAAAUGAUUCCGGUGAUAACGAGGCCGUGUUCCACAAUCAAGACAUGAAGCCUCGACCAGGUGACCAAUGUUUCAGAUGGUCUUAAAACUAGAUGCAAAUCAAACAAUAGAUUUUAUGUGAAAAGUAAAGGCUGAAAUUAGUGGCUACAACUGGACUUAUCAGCUCUGCUAUGAUUGUAUUAAACGGUCUAAGGACAGAGGGUGUCAUUAUAUGUGCAGUAAAGCCCAUUUAGGCAAAUGAAAUUGGGCUUUGUAAAUACAGUUGACCCUUAAGAUGAAAACGUAUUUGAAAGUGCUGUCAUACUUUCAGCCACAAUAUUCCGUGACUUGUGGAGUGCACUUUAUGGAUGGAAAGAUGAAUAUUAUCAGCAUCAUUACCCUGCUAAAUGCUUGGAAAUGCGGGUAAUGUAAUCGUUUAUGUAAUGUAAUCCUUUAGGACUUUUUUUUAUAAUGCCUUUGAGUGCAAUAAUUCUGAAAGUUUUUCAUUGUUGUUGGGAAUAAAUUAUUUGCAAUCAUUCA
Messenger RNA from Gasterosteus aculeatus aculeatus (three-spined stickleback), 3895 nucleotides. Its product is annotated as phospholipase B1, membrane-associated. Gene Ontology annotation, cellular component: brush border membrane. Gene Ontology annotation, biological process: phospholipid metabolic process. NCBI's taxonomy places the organism in Eukaryota, Metazoa, Chordata, Actinopteri, Perciformes, Gasterosteidae. Gene Ontology annotation, molecular function: retinyl-palmitate esterase activity; A2-type glycerophospholipase activity; phosphatidylcholine lysophospholipase A1 activity. The record is from RefSeq and is a predicted model, not a curated record.